GGCACCUCCCCUCCCCCUUCCCAAACGGCCGCCGGGCUCACGUGACUUCCGGGCAGCCAAUCGCGUUUGAACUUUGGUUGUUCAUCCGCCCGUUCCCCCGCCCCGCGGCGCUCCUGCGAUCAGACCGAUCUAAGAUGGCGGCGGUGGAACCGGAAACCACUCCCAACCCUCAGCCUUCAGAAGAAGAGAAAGCUGAGCCAGCAGCACCUAGUCAGGAGGUUGCCAGCCCUGAACAGUAUAUUAAGCAUCCACUACAAAAUAGAUGGGCACUCUGGUUUUUUAAAAAUGACAAGAGCAAAACUUGGCAAGCAAAUCUUCGUCUUAUCUCAAAGUUUGAUACUGUUGAAGACUUUUGGGCUUUAUACAACCAUAUCCAGCUCUCUAGUAAUUUAAUGCCUGGUUGUGACUACUCGCUCUUUAAGGAUGGGAUUGAACCCAUGUGGGAAGAUGAAAAGAACAAGCGAGGAGGACGGUGGCUAAUUACACUAAACAAACAGCAGAGGCGAAGUGACCUUGAUCGCUUCUGGCUAGAGACACUGCUGUGCCUUAUUGGAGAGUCAUUUGAUGACUACAGUGAUGAUGUAUGUGGUGCUGUUGUUAAUGUUAGAACUAAGGGUGAUAAAAUAGCAAUAUGGACAACUGAAUGUGAAAACAGGGAUGCUGUUACACAUAUAGGGAGAGUAUACAAAGAAAGAUUAGGACUUCCUCCAAAGAUAGUGAUUGGUUAUCAGUCCCAUGCAGACACAGCUACUAAGAGCGGCUCCACCACUAAAAAUAGGUUUGUUGUUUAAGACGACACCUUCCGAGUAUUCUUUCAUAGGAGACUGCGUCAAGCAAUCGAGAGUUGGGAGCUGAACCAAAGCCUCUUCAAAAGCAGAGUGGACUACAUUUAAAUUUGAUUUCCAUCUAAGUGUUGCUAAGAUUUGUGAGAAGUCUCAUUCGCCUUUGUCUUGUACUUCUGUGUUCCAUCUUUUGUUUUUUUCUUUUGUUUUUUUGUUGUUUUUUUUUUCCUCCUCUAUUUUGGCUGAAGUAACCAUUUCCAAUCAGAACUUGAGUACACUUCACCCCUCAAUUCAUUAAUGUUUUCCUGGCCCACUCUGUAAUAGCUUGAUAGAAACAUUACUAUUACAAGGAAAAAAUAGUUUAUCCACAGUAUUGAGAAAAGAAGAUGCAUUUCUGUACCUGCAGGAAAUUACUCUGUUUUACAUUUGCAUUGUAUGCAGUAACAUUUUGCUGGUUUGGAAAAAGAGUAUGGUGCAUACAGUUUUCUAGCAAUUUUUUUUUAUACAGCAUCACCUUUGCUGUAACGUAUGCUGAUGGCUGCUAGAUUAAUUUAUUUGUUUUCCCUAUUUGCUAACAUUAGUGAUAUUUUGAUUUCAGUUGGUUUUGCUCUUGUAACAUUUGGUGAAGAAUAUGGGAAUAUGACAAAGGUGGAAUAAACAUUAAUUUUGUGCAUUCUUUGGUAAUUUUUUUGGUUUUUUUGUAACAUCAAAGCUUUGCUACAAAUUUAUGCAUUUCAGUCCAAUCGGUGAUCUGUUUGUGUGAUUUCCUAAACAUAAUUGUGGAUUUUUUUUUAAUGUAACACCAUAAUUUACAUUCCUUACUAGAAAUAGUAUGUCUGGUUUUGUAUCUUAUGCUGUAUUUUAACACUUUGUAUUACUUAGGUUAUUUUGCUUUGGUUAAAAUGGCUCGAGUAGAAAAGCGGUCCCAUUCAUAUUAAGACAGUGUACAAAACUGUAAAUAAAAUGUGUACAGUGAAUUGUCUUUUAGACAACUAGAUUUGUCCUUUUAUUUCUCCAUCUAUACAGCAAGUAUUUGUACCUCUUGUGACAAGGCAGUCUCUACUGUGGCUUCUAUUGUAGUAUCUUCCAAGAAAGAUGAAUUCUGGAGCUAUAGUAUGUUGAAACUUCUAAUAAAUCUGUUAGCUAGCACCCUAAAUCAAAGUGAAAUUAUGUUGAUGUGGUUACUGUUUUUUCCUAGUGGUUGGUCUAAUUGACGGUUUGCAUUCUUUCUCUUUUGACUUUCGUUUAUGCCAACCAAGAAAUCCAAGGGUACAUAGAAAGCUGUCUAGUGUCAGGUAGAAACUACACUAAAAGCACUUGAGUGAUUCUACUUUAAGUAUGUAGUUCUUAUAUGAAGUACAAGUAGAGUGCGCUAGAGACAUGGCUACAAGGUAAAAGUAUACGAGGAUCUAGAUAGUCUGCUGUUACGUAUAUCUUAGAAUGGAAUUUAAACUUCCAUUGGCUUGAAAGUUUCUGUGGGAUCUGCAAGUUUCCUUGACUUGCAGGAUUGGGGGAGGAUCUUAAAGGCUGUUGAGUUAACUUCUUGUCUUGAACACGAGAGAGGCUUUUUCUUUCCACUCUUUUAAAGAGCUUUAUUGCUAAUUUCUUAUUUUUAGUGUGUGAUAUACUUUAAGAUCUUGCCAGGGCUAUGUAGCCUUUCUUGAGAUAAACUUAAAGGCAAAUGCUUGUUUGGCUUUUGAUCUUUGUGAUAAUUCCUUAAAGCAAGUUUAGUCACUGUGGACAGUGAAGCUUCAGUUGGAUCAGGCUUUUAAAUCCUCCUGAUUAAUGCGCUGAAGUAUUUUUGUGAGCUAAAGUGUACUUGAAUACUUUCUUGCACAUUUUUUCCAAAAUGUGACAUAAAUAGCAUGUCAGACUAUACAGAAAAGGUAUUGCAUUAACUUUGGAUCAUUAUGUCCAAUAGAAACACUUCCAGUAGGCGUGUCUAGCCAAUGGUACUAUGUCUUUAAUACUGGUCACUAACUGGGAUAGAUGUUAGAUGUGGAGAGAGUGGUUAGGCUGUUUCUAUGCUGGUCUCUCUGGAUUCUGGUGUAACUGAUCGCCUUCCCUGAUUCUGCGGGUGGGCAGAGCCAGCUGGAUUUAUUAGGGCCAUUCAUGAUAGAAAAUAGCAGUCACUGCCUGUUCUCCGGUUUACCGUUUCAGUUUAUCAUCUUUGCAAUUGAAGUAAGCUCUUUGAACUAGAUUUCUCUGAACUACUAUACCAUCAGUUUCAAGCUGAGUAGACUCUGUAAUUUGGGAGUACUGGUGCAAGGCUCACUAUAAAGUGUGUAACAAGGUAGAGCUGCCAUUCUGUGAAGAGUGUUCAGAUUGAGUGCUGUUGUGAGAAGUACAUAGUAAUGGGUUUGUUUCAUUUCACUACAAGACUGACUGGAAUAUUGUUGAGGAUAGCAGCAUUUUUGUUAACCCAGAAAAGUGAUUGAUAUUUUCUUGGUAUAGUCUCAAGGUUUUGAGCCUGAGCCUAUUUAAGCAGCCAACUGACUUGCACUGCAAUAUGAGAAUUGCAAGUAGGUUGAUUUGAGGCUUGUCACUGCUUCAGGUAACAAAUGCUGUGUUUCUAGAAGACUUGAGUGAAAAUUAUACAUACUUGUUUUAUCAAAUAAAUAACCUAUGCCUUUAAUUCACUGCUAGAAGUAGCAAGUGGCCAUGAACGUAGUGUUCUCCAACUUGCACAUCACUUUGUGCUGCAUACUAAUGUUCUUCUGAUUAUAAUGGUGUGGUUUGUGUUCUUACACAAUGGGAGAAAGCCGAGAGCUCUCCAUUCUUGUAUUAAUAAAAUGGUCACAGGCUCUCGAGAGGAAAAAGCAGUAAAUGUUAAGUAUCUAGUUUUGGUACAAAAUACCUGGCAUCAUUAAACUUCCAGCUAAGUGGGUAGCCAUGGUGAAUGUGUGGUUUAGUAACCCUGAGAAAACUAAAGAAUAAAUGUCUGAAGCUUCUAUUCAGAAGUGGUUCUGUAUGGUACCAAACCAGAAGAGCAAGGAAAGCAGAAACUUGCUGUUUUUGAAGAGGUAUCAGAAUGUGCCCAAAUAUACCUGGGAAGAAGGGGCAACAGAUAGGGAAUAGUUGUGAAUUAACAGCUUCUGGGUGUACUGCAGUCUUGGGCUGUGCAAUGCUUUUCAUUGUCACUUUGUUUUGUCAUCCUGCAGUGUCUCUGUCUUGUGUUUCGGGCUGUCUCUAGCUCAGGAAAUUUAAUGUUACUCAAAAUCUGGGAACUUGGAAUAGCGGCUUUUUACAAAGCUUGGACUGAGCUCAAAACUUCAUAUUACCUAAUGGGAUUUUUUUUUCCUAUAGAGAUGCUUGGAAAAACUGUUCUGGACUCCAUGGGACCCAUACUAAAAGGAAAGAAUCCAUUGCAUUUCAGCUUAGUAAAGUGACAUGGAUCUUCCCUCUGAUAUGUGACCUCUCUUGUUCCAGGAAGUGUUACUUUUGAGUCUAGGACCGAUGGUUUUAAACCCAGAUUUCUAAGAACAUCCUGCACUGAAGUACUAACCAAAUAGUUGAACUUAAUAGUUAAACCCACAGACCUUUCAAGCUGCCUAGCACUUAACUUGUGGAUGACUGUGUCUGCUUCAGAACAGUCAGUAGUUUCUGCAAAUUGUUUUUUGCAAGUAGUUUUUAGGUUAGCCUUAUUUAAUGCAGAAUUUGUGCCUUUUCAUUGGGCAACAAACAGACAUGAAAUGACAAAUGAAAAUGACAUCACCAGUAAGGUAAUAGUUUCUGCAUAUUUCACAUUGAGACAUUUCAUACCUGUCUAUUGAAACUAGACUUGGAGAGCAGGGGUGCAGGGUGUAUCAGCCAGCAGUGUGGAACAGUCCUGGCAGUUGAGGACACCUGCUGGGCCUCUCCAUCAUUUCAAAUCUCCAGAAGCUGUUAAAUGUGGAAGACUUUAUUAUAUCUUGGUCUCUUUGCAGGACAUUUGUUGUUGUAGCUGCUUGAACAGACUUUCUGCCUUUUAGCUCUUAAAGUUUUUGUAUUCCACCAGGAUUGGUGGCACUGCCACAAAGGCACUGCAGCAAUGCCUUUAAUAAGCACUUAAAUUCCUUCCCCUGUGAUGAAAACCACGGUCACUUCUGCUCCUGCCUGGUGGCUGCCUGGCACUUUCCUAAAAGACUAUGGGAUGCCCUGCUAGCCUUCCUGUCUUGAAAUAAAGCAGGUUUUGAUGUCCAGAGCUAAAUGUGAAUUGUGGCUGAGGACAUGAUGAUUGUUACGCCCUUAGCAUUAACUUGUUUUGUGUGAUGCCUUAAAUGUAAACACAUCCUAGCUGGAGUCAGUCUGUUGGUACCGGUUUGCCUGCUAACCAAAUGUAACUCAGAUUUACAUUAUUUUCUUUACUAUUAUUCCCUGCUAGUGCUGAGUGUGUGACAAGCUUAGCUGUGAAUUUGUGGGGUUUGUGACUGCCUGUGCUUUCCCAUCUCAGUUUUUCUAAAUCCUGAUACUUUUCAAGCUUUAUUAAAAUAUAUUUAAUAAAGGGAAAAAUUAUCACUGAGUCUAGUUACUGCUUCUUUUGGUCACUGAUACCAUGGAGGAUUACAGGUGUUGCUAAACACAGAUACAGGCUGUGUGUGACUUCUUUGGCAUAAUAUUCUUCUUUAUGGGAUUUUCACUUUUUUUUUUAUCUCUAGCCAUGUAAGUAUAACAGGGAAAAUGAUACUUGAAAAUGUGUGUGAAUAUAUCGUACAUAAAGAAAAAAAAUGACUCAUUUAUUUUUUCUAUUUUUUUUUCAAAGUAGAAAACUUGUUAUUUCUAAAAGGUUUCUUUGACUUUAUGUAACUAAUGAUUGGGUUUUGCUUUCAAUAGGUAGUUGAAUUUUUUCCUUAUGUUGUGUCUAUUAAUGUUAUUGAGGAAUUGGAGCCAACCUCAUAGGUAAGGUUUGGUGUUCUUUGAAGAAAAGCUAGUUUUUGAGCCUUCCUCUGUAUGUAUAGGGUAGUUCCCAUAGUGCAUCUCGCCCUGAGCCAUACAAAUAUGCAGAACGUAUAAUGGGAAAUUGGAAGGUAUGACUUUAUUUCUGUAGCUUGAACAAAAAUAAAGCUUCUGAGGAACUGAA
This is a messenger RNA of Pezoporus flaviventris, 5841 nucleotides long. RefSeq names its product eukaryotic translation initiation factor 4E (gene EIF4E). Gene Ontology annotation, molecular function: RNA 7-methylguanosine cap binding; translation initiation factor activity. Lineage: Eukaryota; Metazoa; Chordata; Aves; Psittaciformes; Psittacidae. Bases 135 to 791 code for a protein of 218 amino acids. Gene Ontology annotation, biological process: translational initiation. Gene Ontology annotation, cellular component: eukaryotic translation initiation factor 4F complex; cytoplasm. The transcript is spliced from 7 exons. The record is from RefSeq and is a predicted model, not a curated record.